Messenger RNA from Bubalus bubalis (water buffalo), 2729 nucleotides. It is a transcript of the gene WNT2, whose product is annotated as Wnt family member 2. The transcript is spliced from 5 exons. Gene Ontology annotation, biological process: neuron differentiation; cell fate commitment; canonical Wnt signaling pathway. The record is from RefSeq and is a predicted model, not a curated record. Gene Ontology annotation, molecular function: cytokine activity; frizzled binding. Lineage: Eukaryota; Metazoa; Chordata; Mammalia; Artiodactyla; Bovidae. The coding region runs from base 775 to 1857 and encodes 360 amino acids. Gene Ontology annotation, cellular component: extracellular region.
GUCCUCAUUUCCUUGAGGCCUGGCCCCUCCCUCCCCAACCUUGCCCUCCUUAGCUCCAAAUUUACAAGUGUUUGCUCUUCCUUUCAGUGUUAGGGAGAGAAGCGGAGGAACGAGUUGAAAAUCAGCUCUGGGUUUCUGCCUCCUGUACACAGCUAUCUCUUUACCCUCUCCCUCGUUUCCCCACAUUGCACGCUGGGGGACUUCUGUAGCCUCGUCUAUCCCGAGCGCUUGGUCCCGCAGCUGGGGACCCACUGAUGCUCUUUGACCCGGAGCUUCCCGAAAGGUGUCUGCCUCCGCGGGUGCUCGAGGCCACGCAGAGGUGUUUCUUCCUCCCCACCUCACUUCACCCACAGACCUCUCUUGCCAUCAUUUCAUCCACCCUUAUAUAAAACACCGCUCCCCCCACCCCCACCGCCUCCGCCACCCUAGCCGGCGCAGCGCCCCCCUCCCUCGGCUGCGCCUGGGCGGGCAGGGAGCUGAAGGGACCGGGACGCGCCUGAGGCGCGCAGAGCUCUCCAGCAGCCCGCGCUCGCCGCGCCUGGGGAAUUGGCUGUGGGCGAGGCGGCCUGAGCUGGCCUUUAUCGCUCGCCCCGCUGGUCGCUUGAAACUUUAUCAGCGAGUCUCGCCACUCGCCGCAGACGCAAACGGGGGGCGGGGGCGCGGCGAGGCGCCGGCGGCCGUGACGAGGCGCUCCCAGCGCCGAGCGCUUCUGCUCCGGGCACGCAUGGCGCCCGCACACGGAGUCUGACCUGAUGCGGACGCAAGGGGGUUAAUAUGAACGCCUGUCUCGUUGGAAUCUGGCUCUGGCUCCCUCUACUCUUUACCUGGCUCAGCCCUGAGGUCAGCUCUUCAUGGUGGUACAUGAGAGCUACGAGUGGCUCCUCCAGGGUGAUGUGUGACAACGUGCCAGGCCUGGUGAGCCACCAACGGCAGCUGUGCCACCGACACCCGGAUGUGAUGCGUGCCAUCGGCCUGGGCGUUACUGAGUGGACGAUGGAGUGCCAGCACCAGUUCCGCCAGCACCGCUGGAACUGCAACACCCUGGACAGGGAUCACAGCCUCUUCGGCAGGGUCCUGCUCCGAAGUAGCCGGGAAUCUGCGUUUGUUUACGCCAUCUCUUCAGCUGGAGUUGUAUUUGCCAUCACCAGGGCCUGUAGCCAAGGAGAAUUAAAAUCCUGUUCCUGUGACCCAAAGAAGAAGGGAACCGCCAAGGACAACAAGGGCACUUUUGACUGGGGUGGCUGCAGUGAUAACAUUGACUAUGGGAUCAAGUUUGCCAGAGCGUUUGUGGAUGCCAAGGAAAGGAAAGGCAAGGAUGCCAGAGCCCUGAUGAAUCUUCACAACAACCGAGCCGGCAGGAAGGCUGUAAAGAGGUUCUUGAAACAGGAGUGCAAGUGUCAUGGCGUGAGCGGUUCCUGUACCCUGAGGACCUGCUGGCUGGCCAUGGCUGACUUCAGGAAAACGGGCAAUUAUCUCUGGAGGAAGUACAAUGGGGCCAUCCAGGUUGUCAUGAACCAGGAUGGCACUGGUUUCACUGUGGCUAACAAGAGGUUUAAAAAGCCAACGAAAAAUGACCUCGUGUAUUUUGAGAAUUCUCCAGACUACUGUAUCAGGGACCGAGAUGCAGGCUCCCUGGGUACAGCGGGCCGUGUGUGCAACCUGACUUCCCGGGGCAUGGACAGCUGCGAAGUCAUGUGCUGUGGCAGAGGCUACGACACCUCCCACAUUACCCGGAAGACCAAGUGUGAGUGUAAGUUCCACUGGUGCUGUGCCGUGCGCUGCCAGGACUGCGUGGAGGCCCUGGACGUGCACACGUGCAAGGCCCCGAAGAGCCCCGACUGGGCUGCUCCGACAUGACCCCAGUGGAGGCUACCAUCCAUCUUCCCUCCCGCAAGGACUCCAUUGGAUCUGCAAGGACGCUGGGCCUUUGGGUUCUCUCUGGGAGAUACUUCCUGAGGCACAGAAGCCCCUUCCCCCUCCCUGGGGGGCCAGGACAGGGGCCACACGCUGCACACUAAGUCUUCCCUAUUUUCUCUGACUUCUGGCAUCCUGGGACAUGUCUCUUCCUGGUCACAACAGGUUGUUAGAGGAGCGGAGGGGCCAGGUCACUGUUUCCACCCCCCUCGACAUUUCCUCUUUCUAGAGCAGAUGACCAGAGAGAAAAAGUGUCUCAAAUGAGCUUCCUCUGUGUUUUUCAACAAAUGUUCACAGUUAAGAAAUUCUAUACUUCUCCCUGGAGGGUAAAGUAAAGAAAGCAGAAUCAAUCCCCACUGAUUUAACUUUAAUUCUUGAAAAGACCAAGCAAGGCUUUUGCCUGAUGAAGUGAUUUUCACAGCCUGCUACCUCUGGGGUAAUCAAUCGGUAAUUGGCUGGAGAAAAAUGGCUUUCAAUAAACUUCAGGUUUCAAAUGCAUGUAUUUCAAGGCAUUUGUUGCCAUAUUAAAAUCUGAUGUGACAAGGUGGGUCUGUUGUCCAUUGGUACAGUUUGGAAUCUGUGCAAUAGCAAAAGCCUCAGAAAGUGACUGCUUUGCAUUACUGUCCACUCAAUAUAAAGAACCUUUUAGGGAAUGAGAUUUGAAGAGAUUUAAAAAGGAGACUGAUGAUCUGGCAGUAUUCUGUAAGUACUGGGUGAAGAUGGAGGGAAGUAGUGUAGAGAGUGGAAGGUUAGAAAAUGUGUCUGUACAACAUGAUAAGGGGGAAAGUGGGGAAUAAAAUUCCUACUUGGUGUGA